Molecule: messenger RNA, 1092 nt
Organism: Kockovaella imperatae
Lineage: Eukaryota; Fungi; Basidiomycota; Tremellomycetes; Tremellales; Cuniculitremaceae
Product: HSP20-like chaperone
Exons: 10
Coding region: 1-1092 (363 amino acids)
Source: RefSeq, a predicted model, not a curated record
AUGCCCAGGUGUACCAGGAAGGGAUGCCAGAAGGAGUUCGACGAGAGCUCCAACGAAGAUGGGAGCUGCAAAUAUCAUCCAGGUGGACCGGUCUUUCACGAAGGUCUCAAGUCGUGGUCAUGCUGUAAUGAGGUGAACAAGCCUGUGCUCGAGUUUGACGCUUUCAUGGAGAUCCCGCCUUGCACGACUGGUAAACACUCUACCGAGGCUCCACCUAAGCCGGUAGCAACAACAGCACCGGCAGAACCGGCGCAGGGACCGACGAAGACGGUGAAUGGAGUAGAGACUUAUGGACAAGCAGCGCCUCCUAGCUCUUCAAACGGUGCGGGAUCCAGCUCAAAGUCUGCACCUGUAGCUGCUCUGCCACCGGCACCGACUCCAGUUCCAGCUCCUGCUCAGCCCAAAGAAACGGAGGAAGAUGAUCUAAGCGUACCUGUACCUUCCGGAGCGACUUGCAAGAGAUUAGGUUGCGGAGCGACAUGGCAGGGUGAAGACAUAUCUCGAGGUUCAGGAGAGCAGUCGACAUGCCGAUAUCAUCCGCAGUCGGCAAUAUUCCACGAGGGAUCAAAAGGGUACUUGUGUUGCAAACGUCGGGUGUUGGAAUUUAGCGAGUUCCUCAAGAUUGAAGGUUGUACAGAAGGAAAUCAUCUCUUCGUCGGUGCGAAGCGCGACGAGUCGGUCGAAGAAAUGGUUGACUGCCGUGUCGAUUUUUACCAGACCCCGACUCAGGUGCACGUCUCAGCUUUUGCUAAAGGAGCCGACAAGAGCAAGUCCACCGUCCGGUUUGAUUCCCAACAGCUCCAUUUCGAUUUUCAUCUACCCUCCAAUAAGAGAAUCGCAAAGUCUCUCACUUUAUACGGCCCUAUAGAUCCUGCAUCAAGUACAUUCCGCAUAGUAUCUACAAAAGUCGACAUCACUCUGAUCAAGUCGACACCAGCUUCGUGGCCUCUCUUGGAACUGCCUGCAGAAGGCACUGAGUUGCCACCGGGAUACGCCUUGACAUUCGGAGUCAGCGGUCGUACUGGCACAGUGGGAGGAAAAGAGAUUGUACUGGCACCCGAGGAAGCCGCCAGGCGAUUGCAGCAGUCUUGA